This is a messenger RNA of Vavraia culicis subsp. floridensis, 678 nucleotides long. RefSeq lists its product as uncharacterized. Bases 1 to 618 code for a protein of 205 amino acids. The record is from RefSeq and is a predicted model, not a curated record. The transcript has a single exon. NCBI's taxonomy places the organism in Eukaryota, Fungi, Microsporidia, Pleistophoridae.
AUGAACGGCAAAACCGUGAUAAAACGAAUUAUUAAGGUGUGUGAGGAAUACGGCGUAAAGGUGAGUGUGAUCAGCACGGCCACGGUGUUUUUCAGAAAAAUAGAAAAGAAUUACAAAGACACAGAAAAUAUGGAGAACGAUAUGCAGCCUGAUGAUCACGGUUCAAAAGCGAGAGAAAAGCUGGACAUUUUCUCUGAUGAGUUUCUUGUUGGGCUUAUCGCGGUUGCCUGUAAAUCGAAUGAUAUUGUUAUGCCAUCACGGAUCAGAAAAGGGUACAUGCCCGAGAAGAUAGCCAUGAUGGAGUCAACGAUACCAACACUGUUCGGCUUCAAAAUGCACAUUCCCUGCCCGUUCACACGCAUGCUGGGACUUAUCAUUUGUCUGUGUGAGCACAAGAUUGUUGAGCUCAACGUGAGCAGUAUGUUCGAAAAGGGCGCAGGCAACAUCAAAAGAAUACUGCUGGACGAUAAUUACAUGGAUUAUAGCGUAAAUGAAGUUGCAGCAGCAGCUCUUCCUAUUGACUGUAAAUAUCUGAGUAAGCUGAUGGUUGGAGAGUUGAGCUGUGAAAACAUAGAAAAGAUCAGAAAAAAUAAUAAUGUAACCGUAGAUUGUCAAUAAAGUAGUAUUUAUAUGUUAAACGGAUUUGUUGCUAUGAGCAACCGCCACUGGAAGGUUUGU